GACGAACUGUCCAGAAGCCCUCGUCCCUCGUUCUCCGGUCUUCGCAAUCGCUUUUCCCGGAUUUAUAUACAUACAUACGGUCUAUGCAUUUGCUUUUGCUCUAACCAGAACUCCAGGAGACAAAUACCAGCAACGACCUCGAGCGAGUCACUCUCGAAUGGGGAUCGCGUAUAAACCCCGCGCCCCGAUGCGUCUUCGGCUUGUGCUCCCGAUCUGGGCCCUGUUCGGUCCAAGCCUCGUAUUGCGUACCUUGUGAUCAGGAUUGACUACUGUACAGCCCACGAGAUGCUGUCGCACCUCCGCUUCCAUCGACGUGCCCCGUCGAACCCAACAUCUCCUCUGCCCGAGCCGGACCCCGCCGACGACGCCCCCACGCGCCACGAACGCCCUGAUUCAGCUCGAGAUGUCUCACAGCGCUCUGAUGCACGUCCGCAGUCGUCAAAUUCUUCCCAGAUGCCACCGAUGCUGCCCCCGAUCACACGCGUUGCAUCCACCGGCUCCGAGCACUCGUUCGCCAUGCGAGAUGACGCCCCAGUCGCAAACAAUGGCUCGCGUGGCCAUCUCGUUCGCCUUCCCUCUGACGAGGACAGCAACACAGGCUUCAUUGGCGGUAUAGCCCUGCAGACUUACAGGCAAGAAGACCAGGCCGCGAGGCACAAUCCUGCAAUGGCCGCCGGCCAGCUGCCCGAAAGUCAGCUCUCGAGAGGGAAGCCCCCACCGUCGCCCAUCAACACGGGUUUCGCUGCCCGCCCGGCGAUCACGGCGACCAAGCCAGCCAAAUCUUCGUCAUUUGUCGCCCCGACGGACCUGCAGCACGUACCCGGAGGUUCCAACGGUCGCCCGGCAGGACCACGAUAUGCCAGCGAGCCCGCUCCGGGCCCCGGUUCCGUUGCCGAAUCGCAAAAGGGGAGGAAAGGCCUACCAUUUCUGAAGAACCCCAUGUCAUCUCUUUUGAUGCGGAGGAAAACAGGUCACGCCGCGCCGGAAACCCAGCCUUUCCCCUUCACGACAACACCUAGCUACGAUCCCCGCAUCAGGGGCACGAGGGUCCACGACUUUAGCGCCCCACGACCGAAAAAGACAACCAAUGCCGAGUCCGUGUUAGCACUAAAGUCCGAUGCCGGGGCUUCGGCAGGUAUCUCGGCGGCGCGCGUCGAGCCGAUAACCUCACCACCCCAAGACGGUUCCAGCAAACCGAUCUCAGCGGAGCCCGUUAACCAUCCCGUGGGCGGGACCGCACACAGCGACGGCGAGAGCGGCCCGGUGCCCGAGGUAGACAAGUCAAGAAAGUUGUCGUUAGAGAAGGCCUUGCCCGAGCAUCCUUUGCCUGAUGUCCCACCAAAGGACGAGCCGGCAGCUCUUCGUAGCAGGUUAUCAUCUGCUGCCUCAAGCACUACAUCCACAGCAGUAUCGCAACCUGCCACCUCAGCUUCCGUGAGGACGACGGCAUCUCGAAAGGUGUCUCUCUCUCAGGCAUCGAGGCGGGAUUCGGUGGCUUCUGCCGUCCCGAAGCAUAUGAAGAGCACGUCUUCAAGGUUUAGCUUCGAUAUGAUCGGCGCUGCCAAGCAGGAGAAGCUGCUGGAAGAACGCCACCGGCAGCGGGCGCAGGAAAAGAAAACGGAUGAUCCCGCCGGCUAUCGAGACUCACGAUAUGACGAUUUCGACGAAGGGUCCUUUGACUACGAUGCUAUGAUGGAUGACGGUGGGAUCGAGGAGAUGAUCCCAGGUAUCAACGCUGACUAUGAGGAUGAAGAAGACCCGGAAGCGGCGCUGGACCCGGACAACGACCAGGAGAAUUUUGCUGGAUUUGUGUUCCAGCGCUCGAACCCUGCAUCGUCACUAGCCAGUCCAAAUACGCCAGCCAUGCUGGCAACCCCCCGGGAUGCAAACGGCAAGGUGAUUGGUUUUGCCAUGACCAAAGAUACCACCCCCGAGUUACCGUCGGCGGAGUCUCCCAUGUUCCCUGUUCCGUCUGUGCCACCUAAGAUAGAAAUGGACCUCCAAGGUCUUGGCGUUCGAGGUUCAGACGCACCCACACCCGCAGAAGCGGCACUUGGCACUAGCGAUCUGCCUGGCGAGGCAAACCUAGGCUCGAUGCGCCAAACUAGCAACGACGAUCUCUACUUUGACGAUGGCCUGGCGAAUGAGCUGGAGUUUGACCACGACGGGACUGUCUUUGAUGAAUCUAUCUUUGACAACGACGAUACGGAUCGGUUCGGGCGCCCAAUACCUGGCGCAUUUGCCCAGGCGAAGGAAGCGAUGAAAGUCUCCCAGCAGCAGCAACAACCCUCCAAGCGCGAUUCCGAUGUGACAUCAGACUUGUCAGGGCAGUCCGCAGUGACCGAAUCCACGGGCUACACGUCACUUAGCACAGGCCUGCAGCAGCCACCAGCUCAACAGGUGAAAGAGGCAGAGCAAUCUCAGUCUCUGAAACCAGCUCCUUUAAAUCUAAACGCCGGAGCCGUGGUGCCUAUAGCCGUGCAGGACCUUGCCUAUCAAGCCGCUCUCGCAGAAGCCGCACAAAAGGCGGCGGCCUCAGGAAAAUUCCGAAGAACUUCAUCCCCGCCAGUCCCAGACGACGAUGCUUUCCCUGGCGCGCAGGCUCAGGAAUCUGCCGAGUCUUCUAUGGAUCCCUACCUUGAAGAUCUAAACGAUUAUGAAACCGACGACUUCAACCCCACCAGUUUCGAAGACGACUUCGACUUUGACGACGAAGCUAUCAUAGCCGAGGCCAACGCCAGCGCCUUGGCCAAUGAUACGGAUGGCUUCUACGGCCAAGAGUUCGGCUUCUACUCGGCCCCACUACCCAUCCCCCCGUCCGCCGCACAUCAGCCCUAUCACACACCGUCCUCCUCAACCCCGAAUAGCAGCAGCAGCAUCCUCAGCGCCGAGAAUCUGUACCAGUACGCCAAUGGCGGCUAUUUUGGCCCUGCCGGGGUCGGGAGGAGCGCCAGUGGCAGGGUGGUUUGCCGCGAGCCGAACCUGACGCCGAUUACUGAGCGGUCAGAGUACUCCAACCGGAACUCGGUCAUGUCCUUUACCAUGCCUCCCGUUGGUAGUGGUGCUGACGCGGGCGGGAGGAACUCCAUGACCAGUCCCGGGUUAGCGCAGCUGGCGAGUCUGCUUUCCGAGGAAGGGGAGGGCGAGGACAAGAACAUGAGCCUGGAGGCCUUGAUGAAGCUAAGGUCUCGCGCGUGGGGAGGGGGUGGGUCCCAGGGUAGUUCGCGAGAAGGCAGUCCCAGGAGCGAGAGGGCCGUGAAUCCUCUUGAUGGCGCUGCUGCCAGCAGCGGAUCGCCUUAUGGCUAUCUAAGCGGCGGCCAUGUGCGCGCCAAUUCAGCGUUUGUGUCAUUGUGGGCUGGCGGCGGUGCCGACGGCGGGGCCGGCAGCGGCAGCGGGGCGGCGAGUCCCACCUUGGCAGCAGCCGGGUUGGCGAUGGGGAUGGUGCCGCCGCUACAUGGUAGCGGCAGUGGUGCACAGCAGCAGCAUGGCAUGAACGGCGCUGUCGUCUCACCGCUACCGCUCAGGCCGCCGGCUCGCUCGCUCUUCUCUCCCGUGCCGUCUCCGGGACAGGGCGACGAGGAGGCUUUGUCUCCUGAGGGCGGCCCCGUGGGAGAGCUAGCGCCUGCGUUGCCGGUCCGAAGGGCGACGAGCCCGGCUGGAAGAGUGGAGUCAUCACCGGCGGAUGGACUGGUGGCUUCUGCACCGCCUUCUCCGCAGGCUCACCGUGCACCCGGGAAGGGACAUCGCCAUAAGGGGUCUACGGAUCGCAUCUCGUAUGUUAAAGACGAGGAGAGCGGUGGGAACAGGUGGGUGGUAGAGAGGAGGCGCACAGCCGAGAGCGGAGAGGUGGAGAUCCUAGGGAGGGAGGUCGUUGAUGGGGGGAGUAUAUAG
Messenger RNA from Canariomyces notabilis, 3891 nucleotides. RefSeq lists its product as uncharacterized. Lineage: Eukaryota; Fungi; Ascomycota; Sordariomycetes; Sordariales; Chaetomiaceae. The transcript has 2 exons. The record is from RefSeq and is a predicted model, not a curated record. The coding region runs from base 286 to 3891 and encodes 1201 amino acids.